Cherax quadricarinatus is the source of this 3180-nucleotide messenger RNA. The record is from RefSeq and is a predicted model, not a curated record. Lineage: Eukaryota; Metazoa; Arthropoda; Malacostraca; Decapoda; Parastacidae.
AUGGCGGAUGUGGAUUGGGUGGGAUUACCAAGGCGUUUUAGGGGUUUCUGGAAAUUGAAUGUUGGGUUAAUGCAUAAAAGAGGUUUAAGGGAGUCAUUUGCGAGAGUGUGGAACGAUUGGUGGAAUGAAUGUCGGGUAGGGGAUGACGUUAUUGAAUGGUGGGACACAAUCGGAAAAAGGAAGGUGAGGGACUUCUAUCAGAAGAGUGGUGUAGAAGAACGGAGAAUGCAAUAUGGGUUUUUGCACUAUCUGGAAGGACAACUGCAGGAAUGUUAUGUGAAUGGCAGGGGGGUGUAUCCGGUGGCGGAAAUUGAAAGUUUAAAACAACUAAUUGGGGAUAUCCACAAUCAUAACUUUGAUGCGGCCCGGAUAGCGAGUGGUAUAAAUGAGGUAUUAUGGGGUGAUCGUCCUUCGGCGUUUGUUUUAAGGGAGCAGGGCAAGCGUCGGAGGGCGACAGAAAUAAUGGAAUUGGAAGUUCAGGAGCAAUUGGGAACGUAUCGUAGGGGACAACUCAUUACGUCCAUUGAGGGCAUGGGAUGCUAUGUAGAUGCAUGGUAUGAAGCGCAAUACAAAAAAGUGGGAAUUUCAAAAGAAGUAAUAGGAGACAUGGGUGAAUGGGUAUGUUUCGAUCUUAAGAAUAAGGAUCGAAUGAAUUUGAAUGGACCUAUAAGUGAGGAGGAGGUUAGAAUAGCUGUUGAGAGUGUGAACGCUGGGAAAUCACCGGGGAUCGAUGGUAAACAGGAUAUGAAGUUGUCCAUGAUGCGCCUGCAGCAGACUGGUCUCUCAACACAGGUGAUGGAGGCUUGGCUGGUCACACAGGUGGUGGAGGCUGUGUUGACCUCAACACAACAUGGCAGCUACUCUGUAAUUUUCAUUACGGACGGCACUACCUCACCCUCCACUAUCUUCAUGACAACAGACCAUUUACGGUUUCCAGGAGGUGUUGGAAUUUUUGAAGUAGUAAUUAAUGGUUCUAAUUUCAAGCAGAGGGACGAGCACCUCUCACUGCUGGUUGGUAAUGUUAAGAUGCUGCGGAAGUUGUCAUCAUACAUAACAAUUGUAGUGAUAAGUGACGAGGCAACCUUCCUCGCCGCCUUCGUCAAGUGGUCCGUCAAGGGGCGCCUCAUGGUGUGGUCGACGAGGCUCCUCAUCCUCACUCACUCUCGCCUCAUGGAGCUGCAGGAUCUCCACACAACCUUGUCCAACCUCAACUCUAUGUUGGUUAUUAUCAACAACGACACAACAAACAUCAAGUGCAGUGUUUACGUCCAGCUGCCGUAUAGUCCGCAGGAAUCCCAUGUGGCCUCCUGGACACCUCGUCGUGGCCUCCUCUUCACCUCACACCUCCCAUUGUUCCCUGAAAAGUUCUCAAAAUUCCAACACAGACCGAAUUUGUUGGUGGCGAUAGAUGAGUCUGGCUACGUCAGGUUGGUGAGGGUGAAUGACCCAUUUUCAGCGGUUCCCAGGUUUCAGUUCCAGGGUUCCAUGGUAAAGGUGAUGGACUACCUUUCUGAAGCACUUAACUUCACGUACACCUUUGUGCGCCCUCCUGACGGAGUCUGGGGUGUUAGACUCAGUAAUGGUUCAUGGACCGGCAUGUUGGGCAUGGUGGUGAGGGAGGAAGUAAGUAUCGGUGCUGGACCUUUCAUGAUAGAUACUUAUCGUUCCGAGGUGGUGGACUUCACUGUACCAAUAUUCAUAGACUACUGGAGGAUCCUGGCAAGUAGAGGUCUUCCAGAGGUGGACCCCUGGGGCUUCCUGUUUCCCCUGGCGCCUCUGGUGUGGGCGACCAUCCUGGGGAUGCUGGUGGUGCUUGCUGCUGCAGUGUUCCUUAUGUAUGCCUUCGGCUCUGUCAGAAAUGGUUACCAAAACUACUGGGUCGAGGUCGCCUUCGGCUACGUUCGGAUAUUAUUACAGCAAGAUAUGACUCUGCCUAUAAUUUGGUUGUGGGAGCGGUUGUUGCUUUUGGUGUGGAUAAUGGUGACACUGGUGUUAACACGGAGUUACUCUGGCAACCUCAUGGCUCUCCUGGCAGUGAGACACAUCCCUGAACCUUACCAAACACUACGUGACAUGAUGGACGACCCAUCUGUUACGAUCAUAUGGGAACAAGGCUCUGCAACAAUCUCCUAUAUGAAAUUAGCGAAGUCUGGUGUAUUUCGGGAGAUAGCUGAAUCAGAGAAGAUUGGUCGACUCAUUUACGUACCACAUCCGAUGUUCCAAGAAAUCAUUGACACUCUGGUGCGACGGGGCGACCACGUCUUUAUUAAUGUUCAUUCUGGUUUUAAGUCAACUAUUGCUCAAGACUUCACGAAAACAGGCAAGUGUUCCUUUUACGAGUCCAAAGAAGAAUUCUUGAUGGCAAUAUAUGUAAUGAUUGGUCAAAAGGACAGCCCACUGCUGCCAUUUAUUAAUAAAAGGAUAAUGUCGAUGACGGAGGCUGGGUUGUUCUUCCAGUGGUUGAUAGCUGAAGAACCCAACUCCACUGUGUGUGAUCAUGUCUCCAACAAGAUCACUGUCAACGAGGCACUCUCCCUCAGUAACCUCUGGAGUAUUAUAAUGAGGAUCCGACGCAGGUUUCAAGAAACGAGUGAAAGUGAACGAGCCAGUUUUGUGCUUAUGAGGGCUUGUGGUAUGUCCCUUAGUGCCAUUGCUCGAGCGACUGGUGUCAGCAUGUCCACCGUGUUAAAGUGGACACAACGCUGGCUGCAGGAAGGCAGUAUCAACUCUAAACCUUGGAAGAAGAAGCCUCUUGAAGCACAUGAGGUUGCUGCUCCAAAACUACCAUCCCAAGACCCAAGAUUCAAUACUGUACCAGAUGAAGAUGCCGACAAGUAUAUUGAUUGGGGUGGAAUAUCCUUCUGUACCACAGCAAAUUAUCCUCAAGACAUGGAGCCAGCUGAACUCAAAUCUCACCUCAUCCAAAAAACAGUCAAACUAGAUCUCCAGACAGGUUACUAUCAGGUACCCUUGACAGAUAAGGUGAAGAAAAUCUCUGCCUUCGCAAUUUCAGUAGGUCACUAUCGAUAUACAGUGACCCCAUUUGGAAUGCAGAACUCGCCGGCAAUGUUCCAUAAGCUGAUCCAUCAGGCUAUUAAAGGACUUGAAGGCACGGCAGCUUAUCUGGAAGAUAUAGUAGUAGUUUCUGAUAUGUGGGCCAACAUGUCUCCCCACUUAUAG